AUGCCCGUCGUGUCGCGACUUGUGUCCAUCGUGCUCCGUGUCGCGGAGAUCAUCUGCGCUGCUGUCGUUGCAGGUAUCAUCGGUCACUACCUCGCCUCCUUCAACGACAUCGACCCGUGGCCGCAAGCCCGAUGGAUCUAUACCGAAGUCGUCGCCGGAUUAUCCAUAAUUCUCGGCCUGAUAUGGCUGAUACCGUUCUCUUCCUCGUUCUUCUCCUGGCCAUUUGAUAUCGUCAUCUCGUUGGCUUGGUUCGCCGCGUUCGGUAUCCUCGUCGAUGCGAUCCACAAGUUCAGCUGCGGCAGCAUCUGGCACUGGGGCGGCAUCACCCACAACAACAGCUGCAGCCGAUGGAAGGCCGCGGAAGCCUUCAGCUUUAUCUCCGCCAUUGUCUGGCUUGUUUCCGGCAUCGUGGGAAUCUGGUUUACUUUCCGCGUCAGAAGAUCCACCACCGAUGCUGCCUACACUGGCCGUCGCCGUGGCUUUUUCAGGCGAUCCGCCGUCUAA
Aspergillus steynii IBT 23096 is the source of this 504-nucleotide messenger RNA. Its product is annotated as MARVEL domain-containing protein. Bases 1 to 504 code for a protein of 167 amino acids. Gene Ontology annotation, cellular component: membrane. NCBI's taxonomy places the organism in Eukaryota, Fungi, Ascomycota, Eurotiomycetes, Eurotiales, Aspergillaceae. The record is from RefSeq and is a predicted model, not a curated record. The transcript has 5 exons.